Messenger RNA from Nomia melanderi (Alkali bee), 3333 nucleotides. RefSeq lists its product as uncharacterized. The record is from RefSeq and is a predicted model, not a curated record. NCBI's taxonomy places the organism in Eukaryota, Metazoa, Arthropoda, Insecta, Hymenoptera, Halictidae.
AUGGUUAGAUAUGUAACACAACAGAGUGUUCAGUGAUGUCACGUCAUGUGCUGAACGCGGUAUUAAGCUCUCGCAAUUGUUCAACUAAGAAACUGACAUAUGUUCUACCAGUUUAAUACCAGUUAGAGAAGACCCCGAAUUAAUGAAUCAAUAGUAGCGCACCCUUUACGAGAGAAUCAGGAAUUAAGGAUGUCCAAAUUAGGGGAAAUCUUUCAAACAAUUUAAACAUUAAAAAUGUAACAGGUAUGUUUGAGGGUUUGUUAUAAAGAGAUACGAUCUUGCCCAAUAUAAAAUGAACCAAUGAGACACCUGUCACGUGACCGUCCGCACCGCCAUUGUUGCUAGUUGCUUUAAUCUUAAAUGGUAUGAAUAUAGUUAUUCUGUCACAGCUGCACACGCGCAGAAAGUACGCGGCGAUGAAGAAAAUAACGAAUUUUAACAAUCAAUAAAACAAUAAAAUGAAAAAUUUAUGUUGACCGUGGAAGAGAAACAUACAUAAAAAUGAAAUAAUUGAAAUAAUUGAUAGAAUAUAUUACGUUAAUAUAUUCGUGGUAUUGUCAAAAAGUGAUAUUUACAACGUUAACAAGAUAUCGGAUAUGCCGCUGUUAUUCAAAUAUCACAACAACUGUCAAUUAUUCGUCACUGUGACAGUGCACAGUGUUUGAAGAAUGUAAAUAUAAUAUUAUAAUUUACAUUAAAUGUGAUCUGUAAUGUCUUGUCAAUAAGAAUACGUUGAACGGAUUUCUUCAUAAUAUAAACAAUGAAACAAGCAAAGUACAGGGUAGAAGCUUUUAUUAUACCUGUAUGUGUUGAUCACAAUACAAAUUCUACUGUAAGCCAAACUCACUAUGAAAAAAUCGAGUUAAACGAAGUUAAUAAUAUGAUUGUAAAUACUGAAAGAAAAGAAGAAAACUUUAUUGAAAAUUGUACAAACGAUUUGUUUACUAUAGAAGAAGAAAGCAUCCAGAAUUUAAAGAAUUCCAUAACUCUUAAAAAUAUUACAGAGGCAAGUUUAAUUGAUAUUACUAAAGAGAAUAAAAAUGUUUCCUCCAAUUUUUAUACUUCUCUUCAAUAUUGUAAAACAAAAUAUGAGGCAUCAUAUAAUCCAAAUUUUUGUUCCAAUAUAUUUGGUAAACUUAAUAAAUUGACACCGAUUAAUGAAGAAAAUGAACUUGCAGAAAAAAACCUUACAGAUCUAUGUUAUCAUGGAUGUAAAAAUGGAUGCUCUGCGACAGUGCCAACCCCUCAAGAAGUCAGUGAAGAAGUAUUUAGAGAAAAUUGGUUACAAAAACUAGAAAACAUAAAGCAAAAGGAAGUUGAAUUGAAUAAUAGAGAAAUCAUUUUACAAAAUCGCGAGAAAGCACUGUCUGAGAAAGAAAAAGAAAUAAAAAUUUUGGAAUGUCAAUUAAAUGAUAAAUUGCAACAAAUAAAUUUGGAUCUAAAAAAAAGUAAACAUAUGCGAGAUUUGUUAAAAAUAUCUAAUAUGAACAAAAAUAAUCUAGAACCACUUAUGAAUGCUAAUUUUGAAGUAUUACAACAGGAAAUUCAAAAGAAGGAAUUUGAAAUAGACAAUAAGUUAAAUCCAUGUUCAGAAACCCUUCAAACACAAGAUAUUAACCAAAGUCAACAAGAUCAUUUGAAUAAACAGUUAUGUAACAACAUAGGUAACAUAUAUAAAGAUUUGCAAGGAAAAAGAAGUAAUGGGAAUUCGUCUUCCUCUUCUGAUCAUAGUGGAUCUGACGAAAGAAAAUUAAAGCAACAUUCCAAUUUUAAAAGUACCACAACAUUAAAAUCUUCUUUUGGUUCUAAAACAGUUUCCAAUAAUUUUAGUAAAAUGAAGAAACAUCCUAAAUUACAUUACGAGGAUUUAGAUACUACAUUGUCUGCAGAUAUAGGAGACUCAUCUUUCGUUCAAACUUCUCAGAAAUUUAAUCCAGAAUUAUAUAGAAAACCACAUGCAUUUACAAGAUCAGCUAGUGAACGUCAUGGAAGAAAUGCAGGUAAAGGGAACAGCAUAAAUCUUCAAGUUAAAAACACAGGCAAUAUUUGGGAAGAAUUUGAAGCACCUACUAAGGUGGAACAAGAUAAGGUAUUACAAAGAGUAACUAAAAAUAUAUCUGUUUCACAAGAUAAAAGUACAAAAUAUCAGAACUAUGGCCUUAUAGAUUAUAAUGUAAAUACAACGAAUAAAGAAUAUAAAAUCGAAAAUGAGAAAAAGUAUUCUUACCUAAAUUUAGAAACAGGAAAUAAACCAUGUUCGCAUCAAAGACUAAUAAGAAACACAAAGGAAAGACCAAUAUCUUGGAAUGAAGAAACAAAUGAAUGGUUGCAGAAGAAACGUAAAGCUUACACAAUGACAACAAAAAAAGUUUUAAUAAAAGACAUUGAAGAUAAGGAAAACUACAAAUGUGGUGUAAAAAAUGACAGAACUGAAAAAGCGAUGAAGAAAAAUGUUAUUAAACAUAAAAUACUUACUAUAUUCCGUUGAUGUAAUAUGAAAACUAGAUUAUAAAAUCUAAGGCACUGUAAUUAGUAUACAAUAGUUAUUUGUUACAUAAAAAAUAUGUUCAUAUGGAAAUACUUUGUAGUGUUUUUGUAGAAAUAAAAUUGUAAUUGCAAUUGCUAUUAAAAAGAGUUCUAGCUCUGGUUCUAAAAAACACAUCUUGCCAAUUGACAUGAAAUUUUAAGGAAAUGGAAAGAGAGGGUGAAUCUUAAAUAUAAAAUUUUAGCUUCCCGUAUUUAUUAAUUUCUGAGAUAUUGAUGAAAAAUUGUUGCACCAUACAUUCAAUUCUGUAACAAUAUCAUAAAGAUCUAAUACAUACAGUUCUAAGACUAAUUUUCACUUAAUUAUCUCCAUGAUGGUGGCUCUCCUGGUGCUAAUUCUCUUCCAAAGAGAGCAGAUUUAUCUCGAAAACGACUAAGUUUUUUCGCAUCUUCCCUCCUAAGUAGGUAAAAUCCAACAUAUAGAGCUGACAUAUAUAACACACAAAUCACAGGUGUACUUGCUGCUCUACAUAUCUUCGUAACGAGUGUCAUUUUAAUUAUUCAAUUGUAAUUCUGUUUGUCUAGCUAGUUCCUUUUUCCACUUUCGAGUAUGACUCCAAUCUGCAUAAAUAGAACCCAGCGUAAAAGUUGGAAAAAGUGCCACCAACCAAUAUCGGUUAAUAAAAUAUAAAGCACCCUUUUGGCCCAUCAAACUAAAACAGAAAAUUUAGUACUGUAAGUUUCGUUUCAAUAUUUGUAACAUUUUAUGAAUCUGACCUUUAUAUAAUAAGUACACUUUGAUUAAAUCUAAAGGAUAAGAAAUAUUCGAACCAAUUAAUGAAUAAAGAU